UCCAUUGGUCCGUGCAUUGUGACUAUAAACACAUUAGAUUUUAUUAUCGAGUGAAAAAUAUCCCAAAUUUAUUGUGUUUUUUUUUGUUUGCGGAGAAUUUUCAUCGAAUUCCAAAUCGCAUUUCGAGUGUAUUGUGCAUGCUUAAAUUCAUUUAAUUGAAAACAUUUUUGUUGUUGUUGAUUUCACUGGACAAGUAUAAUUACCGCAAAUAACAAUGUCGGCUGAUGUUAGAGAUAUUUUAGAAUUGGAACGACCAAAUACACCGGAAUUAACAAAAGAAGUACUAUGGAACAAGCAAAAAAGAUCAAUCAACGAUUUUACUCGUACAAAAUCGGUUAAACGACCGGAAGGAAUGCAUCGUGAAGUGUAUGCUUUGCUAUAUAACGAUAAUAAAGAUGCACCACCGCUUAUGCAAACCGACACCGGAUCAGGAUACAAGCAGGUUAAAGCAAGAUUGGGCAUGAAAAAUGUUCGCAAAUGGGCAUGGACACCGUUCAAAAAUCCGGCACGUACAGACAACGCUAUUUUCCAUCACUGGCGUCGUAUUGCCGAUAACCAAAAUCUACCGACAACUGAAUAUCCAUUCGCAAAAUUUAAUAAAAAACUUAACAUCCUAUCCUAUACGAAUAACGAGUAUAACACACACCUGCGAACAAACCAAUCGAAAUGGUCGAAGGCACAAACGGAUCACUUGUUUGAUUUGGCACGUCGGUUUGAUUUGAGAUUUCUUAUUAUGGCCGAUCGUUGGGAUCGAGCCAAUUUUGGGACCAAAACUGUUGAAGACUUGAAAGAACGAUAUUAUGAAGUUGUUGGUGUUUUAACUAAGGUCAAAGGGUCACAAGGAAAUAAUAGCGAAAAGAAACCAUUCGCCUUUGAUUCGGAACACGAACGAAAACGUAAAGAACAAAUGAAGAAAUUAUUUGAUCGCACACAGAAGGACAUAGAAGAAGAGCAAAUGCUAUUGAAUGAACUGAAGAAAAUUGAAGCACGAAAGAAAGAGCGCGAUCGUAAAACACAAGAUCUACAAAAGUUAAUUUCACAGGCAGAUCAACAGGGUGAAGCACCACAAACACCAACCAGUUCUCGUAAACAAGACAAAAAAGUUAACAAGAAAAAGAUGCCGAAUCAAGUUCGACCGUCACGUGUUGAUUUCGUUGUUAGUGCUGUUGAAAGUGCCGGAAUAAAAUUCAAUGAUUUGAGAGGCACUGGUGUAUCGCCACGUUCAAUGAAAAUGAAGUUACCGGCUAGCGUUGGACAAAAGAAAGCCAAAGCCUUGGAACAAACCUUGGCCGAAUUCAAAGUAGAUCCAGCACCACCACCAACUGAAGAAAUUUGCGUUGCAUUCAAUGAGCUACGAUCCGAUUUGGUACUGCUAAGUGAAUUACGAUCAGCAUUGACUACUUGUACGUGUGAAUUGGAAAGCCUCAAGUUGCAAUACGAAACAGCAUGUCCAGGAAAAACACUCAACAUCCCGGCUGUACUAGCGGUGCCGCCAACUAGUGACGACGCCACUACAUUAUCAACUGGAAUGGAUACGAGAAGUUCAUCAAGUUUUGCUAGAGCAAUUCGUCAUUAAAAUAAUAUAUUUCGUAUAAAUUUUCAUUCAUCUCUUCUCUUUUUCAUGUAUUUUAAUCCCGUAGAAUAAAAGUCAUCUAUUGAAUGCAACACAAAAAAUAA
Molecule: messenger RNA, 1677 nt
Organism: Contarinia nasturtii (swede midge)
Lineage: Eukaryota; Metazoa; Arthropoda; Insecta; Diptera; Cecidomyiidae
Gene: DMAP1
Product: DNA methyltransferase 1-associated protein 1
Exons: 4
Coding region: 215-1576 (453 amino acids)
Biological process (GO): negative regulation of transcription by RNA polymerase II; chromatin remodeling; DNA repair
Cellular component (GO): Swr1 complex; nucleus; NuA4 histone acetyltransferase complex
Molecular function (GO): transcription corepressor activity
Source: RefSeq, a predicted model, not a curated record